AUGGGACUCUCCGCAUCUAGAACCACCGUAAUAUUACUCUUCUUCUUCCUCUCUCACUUUUCAUUCACCACCGCUAUCAGAAAAGAUAUCGGCUUCAAAUUAAUCCCUUCCUGCAAAAACACCGUCCAAGGCAGAUACCUUCUUUCCGAUAACAAUGGUUAUGUAUGCAAUGCUCUUUCGAUUGAUUCAAAGUCUCGAUGUUGUCCUCAAACCGGGAAGAAAUUCUCUUGUCAUGGAUGCAAUCUUCUUUCACAGUGUUGCAAUUCUUAUGAAUAUUGUGUUUCUUGCUGUCUCAAUCCUGCAUUGACACGUAAGGAACAAGUGUUGAAGAUGAAGAUUGCUAAACCUGCUACUGCAAGGAGUUAUGAAAGUAUUUUUGACUACUGCACUGGGAGAUGUCGUCAUAGUUCUGAAAGUGUGGUUCAUGAAAAUGCUUAUCUUAGUGACCUCCACCACUGCUUUUCUCUGCCAUCAAAUUCUUCUGGGGCAAAUAGUACUCUCACAGAAGCAAGGCUGAAUGGCAUCAAUGUUGUUGUUGGGAGGCAAGGUGAAUCAUGUAAUUCAGUUUGCAAAUCAAGAGGACAAUCAUGUGUCCCAAAUAAAAUUGUGGUGCUUAAUCAUUGUGACAUUAUACAGAAAUACAUGAACUGCAAAGGAUCUUGCUUGGCAAGUGUUGGGGCAGAUCAACCUUCUGAAGUAGUUUACGAUGCCCCCAAGUAUCUGAAUCCAGGAUCAUGUUUAUACACUGAAACACAAUCUAUACUUUCUUGUGACGGUUCACAUCAGCACACAAAGAGAUUGUGUCCAUGUGCUUAG
Molecule: messenger RNA, 816 nt
Organism: Vicia faba (fava bean)
Lineage: Eukaryota; Viridiplantae; Streptophyta; Magnoliopsida; Fabales; Fabaceae
Source: the annotation of a GenBank genome assembly